Molecule: messenger RNA, 1960 nt
Organism: Centropristis striata (black sea bass)
Lineage: Eukaryota; Metazoa; Chordata; Actinopteri; Perciformes; Serranidae
Exons: 8
Coding region: 277-897 (206 amino acids)
Source: RefSeq, a predicted model, not a curated record
CGGAUCGUUCACUAAUCCCCCUUCACGCUGCUCCAGAUGUGAACGAGGUUGGCGUGUUUACAAGAGAAAACUGAAGUACAGCGCCGAUCAAAGUCAGGACUAUAAGAAGCUGCUCAACCCAGGUCCAUUGCCCCUCUUGUCCGGUGCCGGUUCUGGGAGCCUGAAAACCUCUUCCUCCCCGCGGUCCAAAUCUCCUGUGCUGGUGGUGAAAACAUCAAAACAGCUCCAGUGCCCCAGCAGUCCAGGCAGCAUCACUGACUACUUUAUCUACAGAAAAUGUCCACUGAACUCUACCGUGCCAGUCAACCAGGUGGAAAUGAUGCAAGUGUUCAAGGCACCACAGUAGGGGGCAGCAAACCUUUACACCGCUUUCUUAAGGGGCAACCCAAGAUUAUUGGCAUCAUCAAGCUGGUCGUGGGCUCAUCUAUGUUCAUCGAUUCCAUCGCAAUGUCACUAGACUACCCUGUUCGAGGCAUGAUGAUAAUCAUCCCCCCUGGCUUCUUGGUGGGAACAUUGUUCAUCAUAUGUGGGAUUCUGUAUAUUCUGACAGAGCACAACCCAACCAAGAAAACGGUGACCAUAUCAUUGGCUCUGAGUAUCGUGACCAUACUGGCAGCACUUUGGACUGUGUUGCACAUUGGGAUCACAGUAGGUGAAGGCGACGACUUCCGAAGCUAUGAGUUAAUGGAAGACAAUGUCACAGAAAUUGAUGAUCCAAAUUGGUCACCAUUUGAGACCAUGGUAAUAGCUAUGGAACUGGUCUUCCUAUUCUACACUGUUGUGGGUGGAAUUAUAGUCAUUGUAAUGACAUGUCUGGCUGUGGCUGCCCUGCGUUCCUCAAAGAGCGAGGCCAUUAUAGUGAUGACUACUGCAGCAUCUGAGACACCAGCGGACUAACGAGCACAAGAGGAUGUUCUAAAGGUGCAAGAAGUUGAGCAGAGAAAGAAAUAUGAAGCGCACAGAGACAGUUAAACAUUUUUCAUUACUCACGAUACUGACCUCACCAGCAUUUUUGGGUUGUUGUAUACAAUUCAAUACAUAUGUGUUGCAAUGUGGUGUUUCUGUGAACAAUUAAUAUUAACACUUCUAACUCCAGAAGAGUUACAUUCUUGUACUUAUAUGCAUGGGCGGUACAUGGAUUUUUUUUUUUUUUUACUGCAGUAGCUUAGUAGUUGGGUUCAAAAUAAUUAAACAAGUAUGGGCUGUGCCCCAAUGCAAGGUAUGAGUGGUUUUAGAACAAGCAGCUCGGGCAUAAUGAUUUAUUGUCAACUCAUGCCACUUUUUACUUCUCCUACACUACAUUUCAGAGGAAAAUAUUGUGCUUUUUAUUUCACUACAAUUAUCUGACAGCUUAAGUCACUUUAUAAAGAUUUUUGUACACAGGACAUAUUAAAAUGUAUAGGUAGAGCUGAGUGAUUAAUCAAUAAAUAUAAAAUUAACUGGCAACUAUAUUGAUAAUUGUUUGUUAUUUUUUAUGUAAAAGCAUUUAAUUGUUCCAGCUAAUCAAAUGUGAAGAAUUGCUUCUUUUGAUUUAAUUCUCCUUUUUACUUUCCAUAUUUAAAUGACAUCUUGCAGAAAAUGGAGUGACGCCUGCGAGCUAGUUCAGACAGGCAACUCCAGCUGUGCUGCCAUACACAUGACACGCCCCACUCCUCAUACAUCCUCCACCUAAACACACCCUUUAUCCAAUCUGGCGGUCUAGUUAAGAGUAAACCUCAGCUCUCCCUCUGCCUGCCAAUGCAGCUGCUGCAUCUGUAUUGCCGCUUGCUUUCUCAGCCCCAGCAUCCACCUGUAGGCUCUCACGGGGGAUUUUACUACAUCACUCCUCAAUACCUCAUGUAACUGUCUGAGGAGUGAUGAGGUCGGAUCCUAGACACAAAAAUCUAAUAUGUUCUGUUGUUGCAAUAAACAUAUACUGCGUAACAUGAAUUAUUUGACUGAAAUACUUCUACAUAUUCUA